Molecule: messenger RNA, 1623 nt
Organism: Stylonychia lemnae
Lineage: Eukaryota; Ciliophora; Spirotrichea; Sporadotrichida; Oxytrichidae
Source: the annotation of a GenBank genome assembly
AUGAUUUUUUCACUCAUUUUAUGGCCAUUUAUCCUCUAUGUAUUUUGGGAGAUAAUAUUAAAGCCUUAUUACUACUAUUGGUACUAUACAAGUUAAGGUAUCAUAUCUAUUUGUGUACCUAAACCUCUGAUAUUUAACCUGUUGAUCCUAAAGAAAAUAUUAAAGAAUCGUUAUGAGUAUUCUGAGCAAAUUUUAUAUGAGUACUAUCUCAAAUAUUUUUAAAAUGGUGAGAUACCAAGUAUUUUCAUUGAUUUCAGAGCAGCUACAGGUUAGUUAGUUAUAAGUGAUCCAGAUAUUUUGCAAGAAAUUUUUGUGACAAAAGGGAAAUAUGUUGAUAAGCUUUAUCGCGUUUAGAAAGUUUUUUAUGGUCUGACUGGCGAGUCUGUUUUGUUUGAAAAGACUACAGAGAGACAAGCCACCAAAAGAAAACACCUUUCAGCUGCAUUUUAUAAAGAUAAAAUGUCUUCUAAUCUAAAAGUUAUCAUCAGAAAGACUUAUGCUUGGAUAGAAAGAUUAAAAAUUGAAAUUAAGAACGGAAAUAAUGAAAGAGAGCUUAAUUCAAUGAUAAAUCAAGUUAUUCAAGACUCAAUUUUGAUUAGUAUUUUUGGGGAGACAUCUCUAAAAUAAACUAUGCCAUUCAUAUAAGAUGAUGAAGUUGUUGAAAUUUCAUUAGGUUUCGCUGCUGCCAAUCUCUUUUAAGCUUUGACAAUUAAAGCAAUCACUCCCUUGAGAACAUUCGUUUCAUUCCUAGAUUAGUAUAGUAUCGGUAAGUCUGAGAGGACCCUAUAGAAGAACCAGUAAACUUUUAGAGAAUACUUGCAGAAAUUAAUAAAUGAAAGAAAAGUGAAGAUGCAAGAUCCUAACUAUGUGAGUGCUGAUUUUCUCACAAUGCUCUUGACUGAUGAUCUUUUCAAAAAUGAUGAGAAUUUAAUGAAAGAUGAGCUUGCAACCUUCAUGACUGCAUCUAUUUUGACAACUACAGCCUUGAUAACCAACACCCUAUAUUACUAUGAAUUUUAACCUGAAGUCAAGCAAAAACUCAGAAAAGAAAUAUCAGCAAUUAUGAGUCCAGAUAGAAGCAAUCCAGCACCAUUUGAAAAUCUUAAACUAUCUCCUGAACUUUGGAUUGAGAAACUAAGUUAUGAAUAACUGUAAGAAGAUUGGAAAUAUCUCUACUUAGCAAUCUAAGAGUCAUUGAGAAUUGAACCACCAAUUAGAUCUUCAACUCCUAUGUAGUUAUGUAAAACAAUGAAAUUGGGAAAUUAUACUGUUGAUCAAAAUACAUCAAUCGCUGUAAAUUUCUAUUUACUCCACAGAAACCCCAAGGAAUGGCAAGAACCAUCAAAAUUCAUUCCAGAAAGAUUUGAUCCAUAAAGUCCGUACUACCUAACCCCUGACGGAAAAAAGAGAAAACAAUGCAGCUAUAGUCCAUUUUUGGGCGGUAGAAGAAUAUGCUUGGGGAAAACUUUUGCUGAGAAUAUUGCUAAAUGCAUCAUCCCUAUCAUUAUUUCAGAGUUAGAUAUCAAGUUUAAAAAAGACUAUCAUUAUGAAAAAAAGCCACCCAAGUACUAUUCUGCUGAGAUUAAUGUUCCAAUUGUUUUAUCUACUAUCUAAAAUGACUGA